AUGGUGAGCGAGCAGGCGCUCGAGGCGAAGCCUGCCACGUAUGUGGUGAAAUGGGACUACAUCUACGGCAGCGUUCUGGACGGUGAGUACGUUGAAGCUGGCACUAGGAAUGGCAAGCCCAUGUACAAGCAACGAAAUGGUCCCGGCAUCAUCUUCCACGAAAGCUAUGGGCGCAAACUACCAGAAGACGAAGGCGCACCAGGCUGGAAGGUUGGCUUUGACGACCGAUCCGCACACUUCAACAGCCAUUUGCGAGCUGUCAAGAAGGGCUCGGUGAAGGAUGAUGUUCCUCCUGAGGGGAAGUAUUGGAUCCAAGGAAGACAAAACUCCUGGAUUGGGGAGAACUAUUUGAACCUUCACGCUUUCGUCAAGCGCAAGGUUGCGACAUAA
This is a messenger RNA of Symbiodinium sp. CCMP2456, 390 nucleotides long. Lineage: Eukaryota; Dinophyceae; Suessiales; Symbiodiniaceae. The record is from the annotation of a GenBank genome assembly.